Messenger RNA from Portunus trituberculatus (swimming crab), 2319 nucleotides. RefSeq names its product tRNA (adenine(37)-N6)-methyltransferase-like. Lineage: Eukaryota; Metazoa; Arthropoda; Malacostraca; Decapoda; Portunidae. The record is from RefSeq and is a predicted model, not a curated record.
UACUUUCACAGCCCUUUAACCUUCUCCGCUACCUUAGCUGCAUAUGUUUCUAUUUUUUACCCGUAUUUUCACGCUAACUGCAUUUAUGAUAUUGCUAACUGCAUGCCUCCACUCAUUCCACGGCCUCGCUACACAAGACUUCCUAUUGUCAUUCCUUUUCUGUCCAUCUGUCUAAUGCAACAGUUGACUAGUAUUUUCAAUCAUUUGUAUGUCUAUUUACUUUUUCAUUUAACUAUUCAUUUGUUUAUUCAUGACGAGACAAGAAGGGUGUGAGGCGUGGACACUGCAUAUCAGAGAAGACGAGGGGCUGGUAGGGACACAUUGGCCCUUCACGUCAACGCUCUUUCUGUCAAAAGUUCUAAAUUCAGGGGAAACACUUCAGAGCACAAACAAGGCUUCAUAGUAUGCUCAUUAAGACAAAAGUAGAAGCCAGUCACUGAGAUUAGUAUAGUCAACGCUGAGAUCUUAGCAAAAAAAUACAAAAAGAAAACCAAAUCAUUGUAGGGUCGACUAAAGCAGAGAAAUUAACUCCAUUCUAUCACGGCUCAUACGCUAAUCAAAAACAGUGAAUCAGUGACAUCUCCAACCUCUCCACGAUGACCAAUGCUGCCAUCCUCGCCCACCAGCUCACCCAGGCACGCAACGAACUCAACAACCUAAGGAAAACGAUCCGAGGGCUGCAGGCAGAGCACCGAAAAGAUGUUUGCCAGCUGAAGGAGAUGAUGGCCAGGACCCACAUGCUCCCACCCACUCCCCAGUCUCCACUGCAGCCUGCCAAUGUCCCCCCUGCAGGCCCCUGCCGAGACUGGGAAGCAAUAGGCCACAUCAGAUCCUGGUUCCACACUAAGAAUGGCACGCCCCGACAAGGCAGUGUGAGCAGCCUGACCCGUGGUGUGCUCAGGCUGGCCCCACACACCUUCACUAACCCUCACCAUGCACUCCAGGGGCUCCAGGAUUUCUCCCAUGUUUGGAUUCUUUUUGUAUUUGACAAGAAUGAGGGGAGUAAAGGCCACCGGCGGUCCAAGGUGGCACCUCCCCGACUGGGUGGGCAGCGGGUGGGGGUGUUUGGCACACGCUCCCCCCACCGUCCCAACCCUCUUGGUCUGACACUUGCACGCCUUGACAGAGUUGAAGGGGAUUGUCUUCACCUGUCAGGCCUUGACAUCCUGGAUGGGACACCAGUGCUGGACAUCAAGCCUUACAUCCUGCAGUAUGAUGCUCCACCUGUCAUUGCCUCACAUCUUGCCAAUUGUCACUCAACAGUUCCUACCAAGCAAGAUGAAGAUGCAGAUUCCUUACCUCUUGGACAUUGCAUUGAGGGUGAAAAACAUAGCAGUAACCAAGAGAACCAGGAUAAAUCAAGUUCUCAGAUAGAAACUGGAAGAAUAACAUGCAGUAAAAGUGGAGUUUCGUUGAACAAGCAAACACCAGAGAACUACAACAUGAGAUUAACAAAACUGAGUGAAAUAGCUGCCACAAAUGAAGACUCAAACAGGACAUCAGGUGAUAUAAGUGCCAGUAGAUCACAGAAACAAGACAAUUUGAUCUCAGAAGCAUGUGGAGAGAAAUAUAGUGAGAUAGAGGGACAUGUUCUUGAUCAUGUAAGGGGAAUGGAUGCAAGUGAAGCGGGAAGCAAGGAGAAAGAGACACAUGUUCCUGAUGAUGUAAGGAAACUGUCACUGUGUGAGGAGGGUAAGCAGGAGAGUGAAGAGGGAAAUACAGUGGUGAUAGCUUCCUGGAUCACAACACCUCCCACUGCCUCCCUUCAAGUGUUGUUUAAUCCCAUAGCAGAACAGCAGCUUCUAGCCUUCUCUUCUCAGGCUGAGGAUGAAAACUACAGACUUGAGUACCUGUCUGGUGGGGGGGAGUUGAGACAGGCCAUUGCCAGUGUGCUGCAACAGGACCCUCGCUCAGACUAUCGCCGCAGGAAGUGUGCCUCCCUCCUAUAUUACUUCUCUGUGGACACUGCUCACAUCACUGCCUGGUUUGAGGGUACUAGUGCUGAGGUGCUGAGAGUCCAGUCACUCACCACUAUGUCUCAUGUUUCUCAAACAGAAUGACCUUAAUUCUCUUUCAUCAUUUGAUUUUUUUGUUAUUCAUGUUUCUUUUUUUAUCAUGUGUUGGCAUAUGAAAUAAUCCUUUUUUCUCUUACCUCCUUCCCCUUUUAACUCUGUAUGUAUAUUGUUUUUUUUUCCAGUCACUUAUUAUGCAAGUUAAUUUUUUUUUUUUUUUUUUUUUCUUCCUACAAAUCUUGUACUUCAUGUAUAAUGUUUUUCCUUGUGUUGUCAGGUGUUAAUAAAAUAAAAAAAAACUUUUAAA